UCUUGAGACUCUUUUGCGAAGUUUCCAACUUAAACACCGAUGGUUAUUGGAGGCAUCAUUGUUGAAAGUCUCUACCUGUUUCCUCUGUUACAGAUCUCUUUCUAUUCGAAGCCUUUUUUUUUUAUGCAUUAUCUGUGUGAAAAUUCUUGUUAAUUUGGAUUGGAAUGCUUUUUCUUUUUUUCAUUCACUGAAUCCCUUUGUUCACAAACAUUAGAGUAUGAUUUGAAUGCUUCUCACCUGUAAAAUAUACACGCAAUUGGACUUGGGCGGUAAAAAUCAGGUACUUACAAUCUUGGUUCUUGGAUUCGUAUACGAAACUUCCUGGUCACAUGUACACCGUACCCUUCCAAUUCAUUAUAUUCGACCAAAAACUAAAAUUUAAGGGCAACCCAAUUUCAUUGUCAAGAAGUAGCUAUGCUGUAAAGGACAGUUUUGCCUACAGGGUUUAUAGUGACAUUGAUCUUAGAAGGUUUAGGGUGGAAUUUGCUGGGAAAUUUCCUUACUGAAAGAGCACUUUAAAUUUAUAUCCACCGUGCUUCUGCCAUAACUCUUGCUCAGUAGUUCCUUGCAAUUCACUCUAGAAGUUCAAUUGUGGUGAAGUGGAGUUUUUCUCACUUGUCUCCUAAGACUGUUCCACGUUUGUCAUACUGUUUUCAUGGCCUCCAAUGGUGCAAAACAGCCACUGCUGUCAGGAUUAGUGGAUUCCACACUGCAAACAAAUAAUACACAUGCUCCCAAUAGAAGAAGAUUUCGCCGAGUUAGAAGUGCUCCUGUAACAGAGUUCGUUCCUUCAGAUGCUGGUCGCUCACUUUCACACCCUGAAUCCAUUUAUGGGAAGUUCUGUCCGAGUUUGAUUCAAGUAGCUGCUUUCUUGGCUGUCUACAUGUGUGUUGGCACCUUAUGCUUCUACUUGGUCAGGGAUGAUAUUGAAGGGACAAAAACAAAUCCAAUUAUCGAUGCUGUUUAUUUCGUUGUUGUGACUAUGACUACUGUAGGAUAUGGGGACCUAGUGCCAAAUACUGCCUUUGUGAAGAUGCUUGCCUCUGUUUUUGUCUUCUUAGGUAUGGCAAUUGUUGGAUUAAUACUAAGCAAAGCAGCAGAUUACCUGGUCGAGAAGCAGGAAAUAUUGCUGAUUAGAGCUUUAAAAAAGUAUCAUAAAAAGGGUCCAAGUCAAAUCAUGAAGGAUAUUGAAUCUAACAGAGUGAGAUACAAGUUCCUCUUGACAUUAGCCAUUAUGUUACUGCUUAUGGUGGUUGGAACCAUCUUCAUAUCUUCAGUCGAAGGUUUAGACCUUAUGAAUGCAAUCUAUUUUGUCUGUUCAACAGUCACAACCUUAGGUUAUGGAGAUAAGAGCUUCUCAACUAGAGGUGGGCGUGCAUUUGCCAUAUUUUGGAUACUGAUCAGUACAGUUGGUUUAGGUCAGUUUUUCUUCAACGUUGCUGAGAUGUUCACUGAAAGCAGACAAAGGGCACUGGUCAAUUGGGUCCUUACUAGAAAGAUGACCAACCUUGAUCUGGAGGCAGCUGAUAUUGAUAAUGAUGGAGUUGUUGGGGCUGCUGAGUUUGUCAUUUAUAAGCUUAAAGAGAUGGGUAAGAUUACAGAAGAAGAUAUCUCUCUUGUAAUGGAAGAGUUUGAGGAUCUUGAUGUUGAUCAAUCCGGAACCUUAUCAGCAUCUGAUUUAGUGCUUGCUCAAACAACACAGACAAAGAGGUGAUCUGAAGCAUCAUAAUGGGGUCAUCUACUCGUAAACUAUAUAAAAUUGUUAUCGUGUAAGGUUUACUUCCUGAGUUUUCAAUAUCUAUUUCAGGUUGUACGCUAUAUUUUCGAUUUAUCUUAAGAUUUGCCUGAGUUGAAGUUCUCUCA
Messenger RNA from Hevea brasiliensis (rubber tree), 1863 nucleotides. Its product is annotated as two-pore potassium channel 1. The coding region runs from base 656 to 1714 and encodes 352 amino acids. Gene Ontology annotation, cellular component: plant-type vacuole membrane. Gene Ontology annotation, molecular function: calcium ion binding; potassium ion leak channel activity. The record is from RefSeq and is a predicted model, not a curated record. Gene Ontology annotation, biological process: stabilization of membrane potential; potassium ion transmembrane transport. Lineage: Eukaryota; Viridiplantae; Streptophyta; Magnoliopsida; Malpighiales; Euphorbiaceae. The transcript is spliced from 3 exons.